CGCAUUCAUUGGUUGGCUCUUUUCUGUGCCCUGAGCAGGGAUCGAACCCACAACCUCGGCGUACUGGGAAGACGCUCCCGCCAGUGGCGCUACUCGGCCAGGGGCAGAGCAGACCCGGGUUCCGGAACGGCCUCUCAGAAGGCAGACAUGGCAGCGGCAUCUUCCCAGCGCAAGAGGGCGAGCCCCAAGCCGGAGCUGACCAAGGAGCAGAUCCAGGAGAUCCGGCAGGCCUUCGACCUCUUCGACACGGACGCCACCGGGACCAUCGACGUCAAGGAGCUGAAGGUGGCGAUGAGGGCUCUGGGCUUCGAGCCCAGGAAAGAAGAGAUCAAGAAGAUGAUCAGCGACAUCGACAAGGAGGGGACGGGGAAGAUGAACUUCAACGACUUCCUGAUGGUGAUGACGCAGAAAAUGUGCGAGAAAGACACCAAGGAGGAGAUCCUGAAGGCGUUCAAGCUCUUCGACGACGACGAGACGGGCACCAUCUCCUUCAACAACCUGAAGCGCGUGGCCAAGGAGCUGGGCGAGAGCCUCACGGACGAGGAGCUGCAGGAGAUGAUCGACGAGGCCGACCGCGAUGGCGACGGGGAGGUCAGCGAGCAGGAGUUCCUGCGCAUCAUGAAGAAGACCAGCCUCUACUGAGUCCUCUCCUCUCUCUGCUGCUGCUGCUGGCACCGCUCCCGUGCCCGCUGCUGUGCGAAACCUGGCUUUUGAGAGCCCAGAUGUUUUUCCCCACCAACCUCCCUGUACAGCUUUAGUAACAACCUCACACCCGUUUUCAACUCUCGCAACUGUUCUCUGAAACGUUCUGUGAGGUGACCUGCUGUGUCCGUUCAUUCUCCGGGAAGGACCAGAGCAUCUUGGAGGGCUCACCCGCCCGCCGUUCCGCCUUGUGUCGCUUCACUCUGGCGUGAGCCCCGCCUUUGUGGCGCCACAGAAAGACGUUGCAGGCAGACACACGGCGUAACUUGGUCACCACAGCCAGCGGGCACCUCUACGGCGGUUCUGGUGUGAAUCGACACCUGAGUGCAGCUUUCUCUUUUAAAAAGUCCACUGAACUCUCUCACUUGCAUUUGGAUAUGUUUUUCCUAUUUGGUUUGUGUUAAAAUAAAGCCUAAAAAAAAAGUUCCCCGUG
Myotis davidii is the source of this 1135-nucleotide messenger RNA. RefSeq names its product centrin-2. The record is from RefSeq and is a predicted model, not a curated record. The transcript is spliced from 2 exons. The coding region runs from base 148 to 642 and encodes 164 amino acids. Gene Ontology annotation, biological process: centriole replication; nucleotide-excision repair; mitotic cell cycle. Gene Ontology annotation, molecular function: calcium ion binding. Gene Ontology annotation, cellular component: centrosome; centriole. Lineage: Eukaryota; Metazoa; Chordata; Mammalia; Chiroptera; Vespertilionidae.